Messenger RNA from Rhizopus microsporus ATCC 52813, 666 nucleotides. RefSeq lists its product as uncharacterized. The annotation marks the transcript as partial. NCBI's taxonomy places the organism in Eukaryota, Fungi, Mucoromycota, Mucoromycetes, Mucorales, Rhizopodaceae. Gene Ontology annotation, molecular function: protein heterodimerization activity. The record is from RefSeq and is a predicted model, not a curated record. The transcript has a single exon.
UACAUUUGUCAAAGGGCAGCUAAUGCCAUCAUCUCAGAGAUUGGACCUUUUCGGGUUUCGACAGAUGCCUUACAAGCUAUCAAUCAAUUUUUGGAUGAAUUCAUUGUACUCUUGGUUGGAUGUUCACUUUCGUUGGACCUGUCAGAGAUAAAAUCAACCGUGUUCAACUUGUUACCGUCCACACUCGGUAAAAAUGCUAUUGUUGAAGCCGAAUUAGAAGUCAAAACAUUUACAGAAACUGAAUCUAUUGACUAUGAAUUGUAUGAACGUAUGCGAAAGAUUGAAAAAGAUAAAUUUCCAGUGGAUGAAGCUAUUCGAUUGCUAAGAGAGAAAUGCUUUGAAUACUGCACUUUGGCUGAUAAAGAAGAUCAGCUCUAUGUACAAAAAUCAAUACAAAAGAGAUCAAGUCAGAAUACAAUUAUCAUUUCUCCUAUCGUUGCUAUUUAUGUCACAACUGUCAUGGAACAUAUUGCUGAAUAUUUAUUAACUGCAGUUGCCAUGUCUGCAGAGCAUGAAGAUACAGACUAUGUUAGGGUAAAAGAGGUUUAUUUGGCAUUGGUAGACGAUAUUCAAUUGGGAAGUGUAUUUAAUAAGAUGAGCCUGAAGGACAGAAUGGAGGUAGAUAUAUAUAUAUAUAUAUAUAUAUAUCAUAUAUAUGUCAACUAA